Messenger RNA from Pseudoliparis swirei, 1413 nucleotides. RefSeq names its product transmembrane protein 147 (gene tmem147). Lineage: Eukaryota; Metazoa; Chordata; Actinopteri; Perciformes; Liparidae. The transcript is spliced from 8 exons. The coding region runs from base 128 to 805 and encodes 225 amino acids. The record is from RefSeq and is a predicted model, not a curated record.
UAGAUUACUACUGGUGUCGUCGGACCCAUUUGGAGGUUGAGCCAACCGCACUUCCGUUUGUCACUCGACCAGCCCGCAGCCGGCCUCCUCCCAGCUCUUCUCGCACCGAGCUGAGUGACCAGACAUCAUGACGCUGUUCCACUUCGGGAACUGCUUCGCCCUGGCCUACUUCCCCUACUUCAUAACAUACAAGUGCAGCGGCCUUUCAGAGUACAACGCCUUCUGGAGGUGUGUCCAGGCUGGAGCGACCUACCUGUUCGUGCAGCUCUGUAAGAUGCUGUUCCUCGCCACAUUUUUCCCCACAUGGGAAGGAGGAGCUGGAGUUUAUGACUUUGUCGGGGAGUUCAUGAAGGCCACAGUGGACCUGGCCGACCUGCUGGGGCUCCACCUGGUGAUGUCGCGUAAUGCUGGGAAAGGGGAGUACAAGAUCAUGGUGGCUGCCAUGGGCUGGGCGACGGCCGAGCUGGUGAUGUCCAGGUGUCUUCCUCUGUGGGUGGGAGCCAGAGGGAUUGAGUUUGACUGGAAGUACAUCCAGAUGAGCUUUGACUCCAACAUCAGUCUGGUCCAUUACAUCGCCAUGGCAGCAGUGGUGUGGAUGUUCACGCGCUACGACCUUCCCAAGAGCUUCAGGCUCCCCGUCACCGUGCUGCUGGCGCUCUGUGUCUACAAGGCCUUCCUGAUGGAGCUGUUCGUCCACGUCUUCCUGCUGGGCAGCUGGACCGUGCUGCUGGUGAAAGCCGUGCUGACGGGCGCCAUCUCGCUCUGCUCCCUGUUCCUCUUCGUCACUCUGGUCCACAGCAACUAAGUCCUCAUCGGCCCCCGCGGUCCGGACCGGCCGGUCCGACGUCUGAAGCCCCGAUUUCCUUUCCAGUCACAAAACACCGAAGACGCCUCUGAGCGCUUCACGCCAUCGGGACCGCUCCGACGUCGAGACGAGACGGCGGAGAAGCCGGCAGGCUGACCACGCGUUCCACCCGGCGCGUUCACUCAGAUCGCCGGUGGAAGGCCGGCGCCGCCGUCGACCCGCCGGUGGCCGACGGCCGAGAGCCGACUCACGCCGCCAUGUGAUCUGUGAUCGCUGGGAUUUGUUACGCUGUGAAUUUUGUACCAGAACCGCCGCCGUGAAACCCGAUGGGUCGAACUUGUGUUGUAAUGUGUAAACGCUCGGGUGGAUCGCUCAAGACCCUGGUCGUUAGUUGUGUGCCCACCAAUUUACCAAUUUAUUUAUAAACCAGUUAAUAUAAGGAGUUAAAACAUAACUGUAGGAAGAUUUGUAUUAUUUGUUUUUGUAUGAAAGAUGUAAUGAAUAAAGCAGGCCAGUGUGUGAAUGAACUGAAGUCCUGUCAGCGUUAUGACGUCAUCUUGUUAAAUUGUAAGAAUUUAGUGAUUUCUACAUUAAACUCAAUAACAACA